AUGGUCACUACUGAAUGGACUUCAAAGGAACAAAAGGAGUGGCUGACUAGUCACCUUCCUGGUUAUUCAAAAUGUUCUUCUAAAGCGAGCUACGCGAAGUUCUGGCCGCCAGUCUAUGAACAAUGGGAGGAGAAAUGGCCCAUACAUAAGGAGCUCUGGCCAGACCUCCCUGAAGACGAGGCUCUGAAUGCGGUGCAAUCGGACAUAAUGGGGAAGGCAGUCAAGAAACGUCAGAAGCAAUUACGAACGUGGGUAUCAUGGCAUUCAGCGCGUUCUGCCUCCCGCAAAGGUCGAGCUGCCCAAUCAUCUGUUAGGGCGACUCGUCUACUUAAAGACCUCCUCCAACCUCGGGGUGCGAGAGCCCUGAGUGAAGCCGAGAUGUAUUCCCGCCUAUAUUACAAAACCAGCAUUUGCCCAAGUGUGGAAGCCGCUAUCAGUGAACGUGGCUCAACGACACAAGGUGAAAGGCUUACCAUCGUCCGAGACAUGGCACGUCAAUGCUGGAUGAAGGCUAAUAAGAAGUCCAAGAAGUCAAACGAGGAUGGUGAAGAUGACAACGAAACACUGGAAGAUUACAAUGAGGAGGAGGAAUUGACCACGGAGGACUUGCUUGAAACGCAGGAAAACUUACCUGCCAUUUUCAACACCAUUUUGACGUACCUCGCGGAAUGCACUAAAUUUUCGUUCUUGGUGUUGAUGGGUGGGCCAGAUCCCUCAAACAACAAUACAAUCACUGUCUCAUCCGUUGAUGUAGGUACCACGAGGCUUGGACAUUCAGCCCCACAGUGUUUGCCCGACUUCAAGGAAAAUUUUCUUGGAACAUAUCUGCGGUUCCUUCAAGGCGUACAAGGCAACUCCCCCGAACCUGAGGGAGAGGACGCGGACAAGAGCGAGGGCGAGGAUGAGGGCGAGGUCGAGGCAGAAGAGCAUGAAGACCAAGACGAAGUGGACGCGGACCUGUUUGCAGACGAGCCGGAGAAUGAAGUAGAGGUAUCCAAGGGACAGAAGGGGGAUGCUUUGGACAGGGAGAUGGACGGGAAGCAGAAUGCUCAAGAGCAGAUCCCUGACAUUUAUUCCCCAAACUACGCCAUGCAUGGCUCCGUCCAGCCCGAGGAUCGUUCAACAUUCCAGAAUAUCAACAUGCAUGAUCCUUCGAAUCUCGCCAUGCAUGAUGGCAACUCAAACUUCUUGGAUACCACCAACUUCCACAGCAAUGACGCUUAUCCGGCGAAUCUCAGCAGUCUGCUCUUCAACAAUUACAAUUACUGGACUCCUCCGACUGGACAGUACAAUGCAUUCGAGAAUUAUCAGACUUCCGGUCAUGUCCCUAGCUACCCCCAGCCAUAUAAUUAUCCGCCGAGUCAGUCUUCCGUCCCUCAUCCUUCAGAGCCGCCUGUGCCAUCAGGCAGUUCUCCUGCCAGCUCUCACCCUUUAGACACCCUACCACCGCUAGGCAGUUCUCCUGCCAGCGCUCACCCCUCGGACACCUUACCCCCGCUAGGCAGUUCUCCUGCCAGCGCUCACCCCUCAGACACCUUACCCCCGCUAGGCAGUCCUCCUGCUAUCUCUCACCCUUCGGAUACCUUACCCCCGCUGCCACCAGUUCACGUGGCAAACUCUCCUGCACCAGAAUGUCUGCCUCGAGGAAACUCUCAGGCGUCCGGUGCGAAGACGUCGGGUGAGAAGGUGUCCAGUGCGAAGGCUUCUGGUGUGAAGGCAUCGGGUGCGAAGGCAUCUAAGAAAGGUAAACCCAAAGCUCCUGCCCAUCAGUCUGAAACCACCACCCGCAAGUCUGCGCAUCCACCAAAACCAUCCACCUGUAACGAGACAGCAAAUACCAUUGGUGCUCAAGCGCUCACCGAACUGCGGGAGAAGGAAAAUGCUCCUGGAGUGGGGAAAAAGGGCCGUAAACGUGGGCCAGACGUGGGUGGGAGCCCAUCGCUAAGUACUGUGUAUUCCUUCUUAUGA
Molecule: messenger RNA, 1968 nt
Organism: Suillus clintonianus
Lineage: Eukaryota; Fungi; Basidiomycota; Agaricomycetes; Boletales; Suillaceae
Exons: 6
Coding region: 1-1968 (655 amino acids)
Source: RefSeq, a predicted model, not a curated record